Oryza brachyantha (malo sina) is the source of this 711-nucleotide messenger RNA. RefSeq names its product RING-H2 finger protein ATL39-like. The record is from RefSeq and is a predicted model, not a curated record. Lineage: Eukaryota; Viridiplantae; Streptophyta; Magnoliopsida; Poales; Poaceae. The coding region runs from base 1 to 711 and encodes 236 amino acids. The transcript has a single exon.
AUGUCGUCAAACAGCACGAUGUACUUGCCGGGAGCAGAGGCGGCCGCCGGCGCCUCCGGGUGCUGCAGCACCACGACGCUGUUCGGCGCCUUGGCCGCGUCGUUCGCCUUGAGCUUCUUCCUCGUCACCAUGUUCCUCUGCCUCCGGACCAUCCACCUCGGCCGCCGUCGCCGCGACCGUGCCUUCUUCCUGGAAGAGCUGGAGCAGCAGCAGCAGCAGCAGCAGCAACGGCGGACGCCGCUCAGGUUCGGCCUAGACGCCGCCGCCAUCGCGCGCAUCCCGUCGUUCCCUUACGUUCGAGCAGCCGCCCAGGGCGGCGAGGCUUCGGUGGCGCCGGCCGAGUGCGCGGUCUGCCUCAACGCCGUCGAGGAGGGGGAGGCGGUCAGGGAGAUCCCGCUGUGCAGGCACAUGUUCCACGUGGAGUGCAUCGACCUGUGGCUCUCGUCCCGCGCCUCGUGCCCGGUCUGCCGUGGGAAGGCCGAGCCGGCCGACGAGCUUGCCGACGACGACAUAGCCGCGGCGCGCAUAGCGGAGGAGGAGACGUCCUCCGACGUCGUCACGCCGCGCGUGGCUAUCUCCGUCGUCGUGCCGGUGGAGAUGCUGGAGGGUGAAAUGGUGGGCGCGUCGUCGGCGUCGUGUGCCGCGUCGGCGCCACCGGAGCAGCUCGAUGUGCUGGCGUCUGGUCAUGAAACGGACUUGGAGAGGAAGUAG